Triplophysa rosa is the source of this 6605-nucleotide messenger RNA. RefSeq names its product ataxin 1b (gene atxn1b). Bases 622 to 3099 code for a protein of 825 amino acids. Gene Ontology annotation, cellular component: nucleus. Gene Ontology annotation, molecular function: RNA binding; protein binding. The transcript is spliced from 4 exons. The record is from RefSeq and is a predicted model, not a curated record. Gene Ontology annotation, biological process: negative regulation of transcription by RNA polymerase II; nervous system development. NCBI's taxonomy places the organism in Eukaryota, Metazoa, Chordata, Actinopteri, Cypriniformes, Nemacheilidae.
GAGCCGUGCUCUCCAGAGCGCUGUGUGUGUAUGUGCGUGUGUGAGGAGCAAGAGAGGGUGGGAGAGGGAGAGAGAGCUGGCAGUCUAUUUGCCUUGCAUAACAUACGCUGUAGCUCUCACACGUAGGGCUAGUGAAACAGCACAGACAAGGGGACUUCCUUUACCCUCGGCCCUGCGAGCGAUCGUCAAAGGAGGCGGAGGAGAGUCAGGACUGUGGGAACACUGGACAUGGAAGCCAAUCUAAAUCAGAGGAUUGUGUGUGUGACCUGAUAGCAGAGCUAAACCUGGACAAAGGACAGCUUGCCAGUGGGUAGAGUGAGUUACACUUCUAGAGCAGGGAGAGAGUUGUUAAAGAAAGAAUACAAGAGAAGAUAUUUUGAAGAACGUUGGUGACCAAACAACAUUGGACCCCAUUGACUGCUAUUGUUAGGACCAAUAACCGCAAAAGAUGAUUCCACAUGAAGCCCCUGUAUUCCUUUAUCAGAAGAGAUAUGACAAUGGCCAAGACUGUGAUCAAACAGGAGCAAAGCUGUAGAACAAUGAAAAUCUUGACAACUGAGUUCUACUUUAACACAUCCUGAUCAAGACGUGUCGUUAAAAUACGGGAAAAGCUCCAAGACCAUGAAGUCUAACCAGGAGCGCAGUAAUGAGUGCCUUCCGCCAAAGAAGCGGGAGAUCCUAGCUCUAGAAGAGAAGCAGGUGCUGGUGUCAGCUGCUGUAAGUGAGAGCCAGAGUGGAGAGAAUUUGGCUUGGCUAGCUAGCGUUGCUACCAUGGCUAGCAUGGCCCACAUCCCCAACAAUGCAGGCAGUAACAUUGCUGAGCCUGACAGCCCCCCACCAUCAAAUAAACCUCUCACUGUGGUGACAGAAUAUCCUCCAACGACCACAUCUGCUGGGUUUUCCAGUUUUUCCAGUAGCUCCACAUACAGAGGAGUCUUUUCUGGGCCUACGGUGCUAACAGCCAAUCCUGCUGUUCUCUCCACUAGCCUUCCUCAAACCAUAGGCUCCGUCCAGUAUACACAACUUCCCCCCAAUCUCCAGCUCAUAGGCCCCUAUACAAGUUACAUUUCUUCUCAGAUUGUACCAUCCACAACCAGUCAAAUACAGCCACGGAGGACACCCCACGAGGUCUUGGCCACCACAGCCGUCAUCUCCCAAGCUUCCAGCAUCGAUUCACACAGUCAACAUGUAAUUUCCGCUGGUCCAAAUGUUUCACAUAGUCAAUGCAUCCAGGUGGAGAGUGCCCCGCUGGGUUUAACAGUUUCUUCCCCUACUGCUCAGUUGCCUCUUCAAAUCCAUCCACACUCUGCUGUUCUUGCCCCUCAUGGCUUGGCUCUCGCCCCCUCCCAAGUGGUGCUACACUACACUGAUGGCUUCAUUGCAAAGCAACCAGACUCCCAUCCCAGAGAGCUGCAGAAUGGUGCCCUUGGAGAGGUUACUGUGGUCAAAAACACUACUACUAUGGCCAAAGGAAUCUCCAGCCAACCAGAGGCUCACCAGAACCACAAGCAAAAUCACAACUUGGGCCUCCAGACCCAAGCUCAGGUUCUGUUCCCGGCAGACUACAGGUCUCAUGACAGAGCAGGCCUGCAGACAUCGGUGAUGUUGGUAUCCAGUAGCCACCUUGCAGCAAGCAGUAACUCAGAGCUCCAAAGCAUUUUGGGUAAUGAGCAUUCAUCUUUGCAGCUUACUGAGAGAGGAGGCAUUUGCCUAGGCAAGCCGAUGACCAGAGUGUCUGCUCUUGCAUCCUUAGACAACCAGGUAUCUCCAGCCUCCAGAAUCUCCCCGCACACACUCCUACAGGCUCCUCACAACACUCCUCAACAGGAGCUCCCAACCGGCCUUUACUCUGCCACGCAGCUCCCAAUCAUUGGCUACAUCACUAGUUCUGCUAGUGGGGCCCAGCAAGCAGUGGCUGGUUACCAGAGCAACCUGCCCCAGCACGUGGUGAUCUCAGGCAGCCCUUCCCUACUCAUUCCAGUGAGUGCCACUAACAUCAAUCCAUCUACCGCUGAACCCGAGGUCACCCGCUGUUCUGUCAUCCCCAGCAUAGCCAAUACAUCAACAGCUCUGCAUCAGUCCUUCAUCAAUACAGCCGCACCUGCAGCCGCAGUCCUGCCUAAUGGGAAAGACAUCACAGGGUCUGGUGCAAGUCACGCACCCUGUGGCAUUCAAAGUCCGACCCAAAUACAGUUGCCUGUUCUUUCAGCAAGUGUAGUGAGAUCUCCAGUUCCCAUAACACCUCCAGCAUCCACGAGUCCUCACAGCUCUCCGUCAUCACCAUCAGUGGGCCUUCCACCGUUUUUCAUGAAGGGCUCUAUUAUCCAAUUGGCGGAUGGCGAGCUGAAGCGUGUGGAGGAUUUGCGGACAGAGGACUUUGUACAGAGUGCAGAGGUGAGCGGAGAGCUGAAAAUCGACUCUAGCACUGUGGAGCGCAUAGAGUGCAGCCGUACACCCAAUGCUGUUAUCAUACAAUUCUCAGUGGGGGAAAACAGGGCACAGGUGUGUGUAGAAGUACUGGUGGAAUAUCCUUUCUUUGUGUUUGGUCAAGGUUGGUCGUCCUGUUGCCCUGACCGCACCACCCAGUUGCUAGCGCUGUCUUGUGCCAAACUCUCUGUUGGUGAUGUUUGUAUCUCUCUCACUCUUAAAAGCUUAAAAAACAGCAUUCAAAAGAAAGAUUACUUUUCGGACUCUGUGAUGAAACACAACAGCUCUCAUCUAAAAGCAGCCAAAAGUAAUGGGCCAACUUACGAUAGACCAACCCAGAUGGAGAGUCAUAAGAGGGGAUGUAAACUUACAUCAGGAGAGGAGAACAGUUUUGUAGGAACACUGGCCGAGGCUUCCAACCCUGGAAACGUUUUGACCCUCUCAAAGAAUGGUGGCGUAAGCCCUCAGACAAUGGUGAACCACCAGGACCAGGCAGUAGAAACAUACACAUCUGGUGCUGACAGAGCAGUUAGCCGCAAGAGGAGAUGGUCUGCCCCAGAGAGAGGGGAAGUGACGAAGUCACAGGAGGACCCUCAGAUUUUACCCAAAUUUUCCUUUCUCCCACACCAGGUGAAGGUCAGCAUUGAGGGCCACUCCAGAACAGGUUCCUGAGGGGCCUCUGAACAACACAGAGCAGUGGUGGGGAGCAAGUUGGUCACUUACAACCAAGACGUACAAUUAUAGCCUUACUCAACUAAUCCAGACUUCAAGAGAUGACAGUUUUGAUUAAUUGAAUAAAAUGUUUUUGCUUGGUGUCCAAGAAAAUGCUUUGCUUCAACUACACAGACCCACAAAACGUUCCCCAUUACUGCUAUAGACCCACAAUCAAAAAGGGACAAGAUUCACAUUUUGCUUUCCUGUGACAUUCGUAUCCAGGUUACUGUAAUGUUCAUUUUACACAAGAAAAUGUGUGAUUAUUGGAGUUGUGUCAAACUUUUUUAAUCAGCUUUACAAUUUUGGGUUGUAGAUUUUAGGUUUGUGAGUAUUGCCAGUUCAAUUUUCUCAGCCUGCUGUGUGUUUUGUGUUUAGUCUCUUGUUAGGUAUACUAAAUUCAUUCAUAAUCAGGGCCCUGGAUGAGGACUGUUACAAGGAUUUAUGGCAAAAGGGUAACAGUGAGAUAAAUUAUUUGUGUGAGUAUGAUCAUGAGUGCAUUUUGGUGAGCGAUGAGUAUUAUUAUCUCGACAGAAGGCACCUUCCAAUUGUUACCAUCCCAAAUAGACCAAGGUCAAGUAUAGCAUGAAUAUACAACAUUGAAUGUUCAAUGAUUUAGUUUUGUUUGAAAUCAACAGUUGUUAGUCUUCUAGAUAUGCAAUACUGAGCUUUCACAUACCUCACAUAUGCAUUUAACAGAUUUCCCAAUCAGAAGGCCUGAUCAAAUCUGUGAUUUCAGUUGUGAGUGAGAAAGCCUUGGAGAAAUCUUCACAUUGUCAAUAUGUCUAUAAGAGAAGUUUCCACUCAAGUCAGAAUAUUAGCACUUUAAAGAAAGGGAAGUGAAUGAAUGAAGGAAACAUUCCCACCUCUGUUUUGUAACUAUAGCGACAGACAGUUUUGAGUACUGUUAGUCAUUUUGUGCAUUACAACCUUUUAGGUGAAAUGCACUGCUCAUUUAGAUGUUUUUUUUUAGUAAUAAUAAUGUCUUUUUAAGUAUUUUGGGCCUUACUUAAUCCAGCUGCAAUAAUGAACGCUCUCUUUAGGACACAACAACAAAUAAAUAUUUUGGUAGCAUCCUUUGAAAUCUGACCUGUUUUAGGAAACUGAAUAAAUCUAUUAAAGUUCCCAUAAAACCAUACAGAUCAAAUGCAGGAUCAAAUUUAACAUUACACUAGUAUGUUCUGUUUCAUGCUAUCUAAAUCUCAAGAUUUAUUUGACAUAGGAUAAAAAAAGAGCCUGUGAAGGAGAUGGAAGAACAGUCUGUACAAUAUGUUGUACUGUUGUCAAUAUUUCUACCAUUGAAAAUAUGUUGAAAAUACAUUUCUAAAUGUUUUUAGCGGACAAAACAAACCACAGUCACAACCUCAUAUUUGUUUGUAUCAAAUUAGGUCUAUCAGCCUAAUGUAGGUCAUUGUAAGAUUUUACAGUACAUUACACAUUUUGGUUUCUUUACACUUAGCAGUUUGUCAAGAGUGGCAUAAAAUGCUUCACUGUACCCACCCACAGAGUUACUCUAAAUACAAACAAACAAACGUGACAACCCAAAUGCUGAAUGUUAAAUAACUAUUUUUAAAUUUUAGCAUCUAUUUUCUUUACUUCUUGAUCUUUGCUGUGCUGUUCAUAUUAAACAAGAAAUUUGUUGAAUACAUUCGCAAUUACAGAUAAGGUUAAAAACUAUUUUAAAUGAUGGAUAUAAUUGCUAUAUUCCAUAAAUAUAAUUAAAAGCCUUAUGGAAUUGUUUUCAGAUGCUUUUUGUGCGUGAAACAACUUUUCUGACUGUUUAAUAAACUUAAGUGCUGUUAUACAGUCAGAAAAAGUAUUGGAAUACAUAUAUUUUUUUGCGAUUUGCACAAGUAGAAAUAUUAAAGUAGAUUAAAGCCAAUGGAGACUUCAUAUUGCCAGCUCUGUGGUUCAUCUAAAUGCUAUACAUUCUGAUAUGUGUGGUUGUCAACAGAAGUCACAUUAAGGCAUUGUUGUGUGUCAAGAGUAACAUUCAGAUGGAAUCACAAUAGACCUCAUAUAGUAGAAGUUAUGCACGAUUGCACAUUCAUUCCUAUUUGGAUAGGUUUAUGCACUUUUGAAGAGAGAGGACAAUGAAAGAGAGACAUUAAAAGUAUGGUUGAUCGGCAGCCAGCAUUUACAUGCAGCUACAAUAUGUUCAAUGCAGUCUAUUGUAAUGGUGAUAUUAGUAAGGCAGUAAAAAGCUCCGCGUUUCGAUACAAUAGACUAGAAACAAUUACGAAAGUGUCUGUGUGUCUGGAUUGUUCUUUGCUUCAUAUGUACUAUUGUUCUCUCUCUCUUUUCCCUUUGUAGCUAUGUACAUUUAAAUCUCUGUGGAGAACUUCAUUAAUAAUAGUCAGGUUUUUUUAUUUUUCGACCUGACAAUAGCCAUUUAUUGUUUAUCUAGGCUACAUCGAAUAUAUUAUUAAGAUGAAUGUCAACCACUUGAAGGCAUAAAGGCAUUACAGAGAAUUAUACCAUUGUCAAACUGCAUUCUCAGGUUGAGAAACUGGCCCAAGGACUGUUUUUGUUCCUGUAUUCGUUUUUGCAAGAACCAUUCAGAGUUACGUAUGAAACUGAGCUGGAGUUCACUUUGGCCCCAGUGCUGUGAUUCAUGGGAACUAACUGGAUGACUAUUGCUCCCUCUACAGCCCAUCACUGUACAUGCACCCAAUGUAUAAAAAAAGCAUGACAAGUUGUGAAUGUAGCUCAUGCGCUUGCUUCGAAAAUGUGUUCGUAUGGAAAAUGCAACAUUCUGUUGUAUGUACAAUGCUGGGCAUCAACGAUAUGGAUUUUUUGUAAUAUAUAUCCAAAGACAGUCAGAAUUUUGCUGUAUGCAAAUGCCUCAAUGAUGUAUAGCCAGGAAUAGUUCUAGCAAUAGCACAAGGCCUCAUUAUGGGUUGGGAGACCAAACUUGACGUCUAGAUAUCGACCUACUCAGAACACAUGCAGUCACUGAUCUCGUUGUUUCCGUUUUGAAUAUUGUCGUUCUGGGAUAGAUCUUUUACCUCCCGUUAAACCUCAAUCGCCGGAGAGACACCUUAAAAAAUAGCACAUAACUGAUUUCUUGUUUACUUAUAUAUUCAGUGUAAAGUACUAUAUUUGUGUGACUCGUUGUACCUGUGAUAUUUUUCUCAUUCUUUGGAAAGCUCCUUUUGUACAAACUGACAAAAAGCAAUGAUGACAAAAGUCACCCUCAACUUUUCUAACUGUGCCGUGUUUAUGUGAACAGAGCAUCCAGGACUGUUCCGUGGAGUCAGUGGACAUUUCUUUGGUGGUGCUUGCAAGUUUUUGUAGUUAGAGCUGUUUUGAUUUUUAUGAAAUGGAAGGGAACAUUGGACUCGACUUUUGGCAAUUAUAUCCAGUUCAAUGACUUCCUGUAUAGUACAAAUCUAUUGUAUCUGUAUAAUCACUCGAAUAAAAUACUGUGCCAAUUUUAGCUGCCUCUUUCAUUUGAUGCACCCCGA